Anopheles merus is the source of this 3349-nucleotide messenger RNA. Its product is annotated as glucose-induced degradation protein 4 homolog. Lineage: Eukaryota; Metazoa; Arthropoda; Insecta; Diptera; Culicidae. Gene Ontology annotation, biological process: protein targeting to vacuole; negative regulation of gluconeogenesis; protein catabolic process in the vacuole. Gene Ontology annotation, cellular component: extrinsic component of membrane; GID complex. The record is from RefSeq and is a predicted model, not a curated record. The transcript has 5 exons. The coding region runs from base 741 to 1352 and encodes 203 amino acids.
UGGUCGGCCACACACUGCUGCUGAGCGGCCGGGCCGGCGGAGGGUGGGCAGGCGCAACCGUGUCGGGCAAACGCACCAGACGCCGCAAGCGAGCGGACGCGACGGAGGAGCCGCGGUGCGGGGACCGGCGCACGGCUAGCACGAGCUCGGACGGGGAGCAACCGCAGGGUGCGGGUGCAGGGCUGGGGAUCGGUGUGGAGGAAGCUGCCGGCAGCAGCAGCAGCUCGGUGCCGGACGAGCAAGCCAAGGGUGAGGAAACAGCAGCAGCAGCAGCAGCGACGACGGCGGCGACGACAACGAUCCUAGCGGAAGGGGAAGGUGCCGAUUCCGCCUUCGUGCCCGGCACAACCGCGCUCGACACCGAGGAGCGAGUGACGCCGGAGGAGAAGGAGGAAGCGGAACCGAGGGGGCAGCGUGACCCGGCCGACGGUGACGGGAGUGGCCACGGUAACAGCGGCUCGGCCGAGCGGAAGCGCACCGGCGCCGACAGCAGCAGCACGUGCGGGUCAGACGGAGGAGGCGGGCGGGCGGCGGCGGCGGCGGCGGGUGGUGGUGGCAUCGCUGGUGGAGUAGCCGAGCGGCCGGACCGACUCGGACCGGACGGCGACAAUCAGCCCGAACCGCACCGGCAGCAAGACCAAGCGGCGGAGGAGGACGGUGGAGACGCAGAGGAGGGAAGCGAGCAACAGGAAGCGGCACGAGGGCAGCAGCAGCCGGGCCGGGACGCCAGCGCCAGCAGCAUGCCUGUGCGGGUGGAUAUAGUGCCGCCGCCGCCGAACAACUCCAAACAGCUCGGCGUCACCAAAUCGCUCCUGUACAAUGGAUCCAAGUUUCGCGGCUCCCAGAAAUCGAAGGGCAACGCGUACGAGGUGGAAGUGGUGCUGCAGCACGUUGACGAAGCAAACUCUUAUCUGUGCGGAUAUCUCAAAAUCACCGGACUGACGUUCGAGUUUCCCACCCUGACGACCUUCUUCGAUGGUGAAAUUAUCUCGAAAAAGUAUCCCUUCCUGACGCGCAAAUGGGACGCGGACGAGGAUGUAGAUAGAAAGCAUUUUGGAAAAUUUGCUGCCUUCAGCGAGUACCAGAAGACGUUCAACUCGGACGACUUCGACUACGAUGCGCUAGCGAAGAGUGACUACGUGUUUAUGCGCUGGAAGGAACACUUUCUGGUACCUGACCAUAAGAUAAAGAACAUCAACGGUGCGUCGUUCGCCGGGUUCUACUACAUCUGCUUCCAGAAAUCGCAAGCCGUUAUGGAGGGCUACUACUACCAUCGCUCCUCCGAAUGGUACCAGUCGCUAACGCUGCAGCACGUGGCCGAAUCCUGUAUUCAAAUUUACGAGUUUAGAUAAUUUCCCGUCGUCCCCCUGCAGCCAAACGGGAGGAUGAGUGUGCUGGUGGUGAUGGUGGUGGUGGUUUACAAUGCAGCAUGGCCGUCGCCAGUUGCCGGUGGGUGCGGGUGGGCUAAAGGUAAACCCCACAAGCCGGGGGUUUUCUUACCAGUAAGUGACGCUAACCACACACACACACACGUACACGUUGAUAGAUUUUGAAUGGUUUUUCUUGUUUUUUCUUCUUACGUUUUAAGCCACAGUAUGGCAAUUGCGACGGAAUGCGUCCAAAACUUAGCUAUUAGCAUCUAAAACACGCUACAAAUUACCGACAACGAAAUGCCGCACGUCGUGCUGGCCGGAAGGAUUAGCCUAGUAGCGAGACAUAACAGGGGGAGGGGGGGGGGGGGUUGUCGAGAGAGGGAAGGAAAAACAGUAGAUGAUAUGGUCUCCCAGAAUUAGUGAGAAAACGGAUGGUUCAAGUAAAUUUAGCACAACGAACAAAAACAGCAAACACAUUUUUGACCACACACACAAAAACAAAAAGAAAAAAGAAACCCUAUCGUAACGCAAAAUAACAAAACGUAACGAAGGCGGCAAAAUGAUAGAAAAAGGAUAGAAUUUUUUUUUCAAUUAUAUAAUUAUUUAAAUUAAAAACGAUUAUCCGCUCAUUGCUAACUUUAUGUACGUUAGUUAUAUAUAACAAAUAUCUUUAAAAAAAAAAAGAAGAAGCUAUUACUAAAUUAUCGGGCAUACCGAUAAAUGUGGUUGCCCGUUCUGUGUGAGUGAGUGAGUGUGUGUGUUGAAAUUUCUACAUUUUAUUCCUUACAAAAUAAUGAACAGACACAAGCUUACAUAUUUCAGCAGGCAAUAUUUUGCAGGGAACCAGUUUAUACUCAUUCACACACACACAAACACACAUUACAGGGUUUUCCAGGAGUUAUAUUAAAUGUAGGGCACUUUAUUCACUCUUUCUUACAUAAAAUGAACUUAAUGUAAUGGGAAUUGGACUCUAUAGCAUCCUUGUUGAACAAAUCCAAUUGGAAUUUCCAAGGAGUCAGUCCAAAAAGGGUGCCAUAGAGUCCAAUUUCCAACAUAUGAAGUUCACUUCCAAUGGGAAAGAGUAUAAGAAGUGUCCCAUAAGCAUGAGAACCCCUGGAAAAUCCUGUAUAGAAAGGAAUAGGGAGUUUUCCAUUAUACGGGUUUGCGUUGAUAUUACAUUAUACCGUAGCCCGUCAAGGGUUUUAAUUGUUCAUUAAUUGCUUGCUGGUCUUUGGAUUUUUGCUACAUUUUGUUGACACAGUUUCUCGCCGACCUUCUUCAGAGUGGUCAGAGCUAUCGUUCACAAGGCAAUGAGGCGUGUGCUUGUGUGUGUGUGGCAGCGUGCAGGAGUCAAUGUACAGAUAAGACAGUUUAAGAAGACAUUAAACCAUAUAACAAACGCCCGAAAGCUGUGCCCGGGCGAGGAGAAAGCUCCGAUACACGCAAUAGCUACUAGUUGUAAUGUAAUGUCCUAAUCUGCCUCCUGCACAACAAUCAUGCAGUGAAACCCGAACAUAGCAGCAAACAAACAAACAAGAAAAAGACAAAUGAAAAAAAAAAGAUGAAUUCAAAUGUAAUUAAACGCAGUAAUAACCAAGUGUUUUCCCCCCAUUUUACCAUGUUAAUAUUAAUAGAAAGCCCCCCCCCCCCCCCCCUAAACAACAGCAACAAAAACCCAACCGGCACACACUACAGAACAAAAGUAAAGGAGCAUGGGGCAUAGUUGACUCAAGCCAAGGCACACGUAACGCGUAUUGAGCCAAUAAAGCAAAGUAAAUAGUAUAACUCUUAAAACAAAGACUGUAACGGAAGAAAAACACGUGCUGUGGUGUGGCGUUGAGUGUGGCGUGCGCGCGCGCGCAAUCGCUCUCUUUCUAUCUUUCUCUCUCUCUCUGAGUGUAUGUGUCCUGGGGAGGACCAGAGGCGGACACACUAGCAGGUUGUAGAAAGUAAGCGAUAACAAACAAAUAAUAAAA